Lodderomyces parapsilosis is the source of this 5655-nucleotide messenger RNA. RefSeq names its product trifunctional fatty acid synthase subunit (gene FAS2). The coding region runs from base 1 to 5655 and encodes 1884 amino acids. Gene Ontology annotation, molecular function: magnesium ion binding; 3-oxoacyl-[acyl-carrier-protein] synthase activity; fatty acid synthase activity. The transcript has a single exon. Gene Ontology annotation, biological process: long-chain fatty acid biosynthetic process. Lineage: Eukaryota; Fungi; Ascomycota; Pichiomycetes; Serinales; Debaryomycetaceae. Gene Ontology annotation, cellular component: fatty acid synthase complex. The record is from RefSeq and is a predicted model, not a curated record.
AUGAAGCCGGAAAUUGAACAAGAAUUAUCUCACACAUUGUUAACAGAGUUGUUGGCAUAUCAAUUUGCUUCACCAGUCAGAUGGAUCGAAACUCAAGAUGUCUUUUUAAAACAACACAACACAGAAAGAGUUAUUGAAAUUGGACCAUCACCAACUUUGGCUGGAAUGGCUUCAAGAACAAUCAAAGCAAAGUACCAAUCUUAUGAUGCAGCUUUGUCGUUGCAACGUCAAGUUUUAUGCUACUCCAAGGAUGCAAAGGAGAUUUACUAUACCCCUGAUCCUGCUGAACCACCAGCUGCUGAAGAGCCAAAAGCGGAAACUGGCAAAGAGUCAGCACCCGCUGCUUCUGCUGCAGCUGCUGCUGCCACUCAACCUGCUGCUGCUGUUGCUCCACCACCACAAUCUGCUGGUCCUGUUGAAUCAAUCCCCGAUGAACCAGUUAAAGCUUCCUUGUUGAUCCACGUAUUGGUUGCACAAAAGUUGAAGAAACCGUUGGAUGCUGUUCCAAUGUCAAAAGCAAUCAAGGAUUUAGUCAAUGGUAAAUCUACCGUUCAAAACGAAAUUUUGGGAGAUUUGGGUAAAGAGUUCGGGUCCACUCCUGAAAAACCAGAAGAGACUCCAUUGGAGGAGUUGGCAGAGCAAUUCCAGGAUACAUUCUCCGGAUCAUUGGGAAAGACUUCAACUUCUUUGAUUGGAAGAUUGAUGUCAUCCAAAAUGCCAGGUGGGUUUUCCAUCACAAAUGCAAGAAAAUACUUGGAAUCCAGAUUCGGAUUGGGUCCAGGAAGACAAGAUUCGGUUUUAUUAACCGCAUUGUGUAAUGAACCAGCCAGUAGAUUGGGUUCUGAAGGUGAUGCCAAGUCAUUUUUGGAUACCAUGGCUCAGAAAUAUGCAUCUCAUGCUGGAAUCUCAUUGUCGUCACCUUCUGCAGGUGGUGCAAGCUCCGGUGCUGGAGCUGCUGUUGUUGAUAGUGCUGCUUUGGAUGCUUUAAUUGCUGAAAACAAGAAGUUGGCCAGACAACAAUUGGAAACUUUGGCUAGGUAUCUCCAAGUUGAUCUAACCAAAGGAGAGAAAGCUUUCAUCAAGGAAAAAGAGGCAACUACAGUCUUGCAACAAGAAUUGGACUUGUGGGAAGCUGAACAUGGUGAGUUUUACGCAAAGGGUAUCAAGCCAGUGUUUUCACCAUUGAAGUCGAGAACUUAUGAUUCCUAUUGGAAUUGGGCCAGACAAGAUUUAUUGUCGAUGUGGUUUGACAUCCUUUUUGGAAAAUUGACAUCUGUUGAUAGAGAAACCAUCAAUCAGUGUAUUCAAAUUAUGAACAGAGCCAACCCAACCUUGAUCAAGUUUAUGCAGUACCACGUCGAACUUUGUCCUACGUACAGAGGAGAGACUUAUAAACUAGGAAAAAGAUUGGGUGAACAGUUGAUUGAAAACUGUAAGCAAAUUUUGGGUCAAAGUCCAGUAUACAAGGAUGUCAGUAGAAUCACUGGUCCAAAGACUACUGUUAGUGCCAAAGGUGACAUCGUUUACGAGGAAGCUAAUAAAGAGUCAGUCAGAAAAUUUGAGCAGUACGUUUUUGAAAUGGCACAAGGUGGCUCAAUGACCAAGAUGAAACAAUCUUCAAUUCAAGAAGAUUUGGCUAGAGUGUACAAGGCCAUUUCAAAACAAGCUUCAAGAGAUAGCAAAUUGGAAUUGCAAAAAGUGUAUGAUCAAUUAUUGAAGGUUGUCGAAGGAUCCACCGAAAUCGAGACAGAACAAACAACUCAAGAUGCUUUGGCAAUUCCAACUGGCUCCAACACACCAACUGAAGAAGAUGAAUUGUCAACUGCUUCUGAUGAUGAUGAGAUUGCAUCGUUGCCGGACAAGACAUCAAUUGCUCAACCUGUUUCCUCAACCAUUCCAAACAAGACAAUUCCGUUCUUGCAUAUCCAAAGCAAAUCUGAAAGUGGAAACUGGGAGUAUGACCGCAAAUUGUCAUCAAUUUACUUGGACGGAUUGGAGUCUGCAGCCAUUAAUGGGUUGACUUUCAAGGACAAGUAUGUAUUGGUUACUGGAGCUGGUGCAGGAUCUAUUGGUGCCGAAAUCUUGCAAGGUUUAAUCAGCGGUGGUGCCAAGGUGAUUGUCACUACAUCUCGUUACUCCAAAAAGGUUACAGAGUAUUAUCAAAAUAUGUAUGCUCGUUACGGUGCCGCUGGAUCAACCUUGAUUGUUGUUCCUUUCAACCAGGGUUCUAAACAGGAUGUCGAUGCUUUGGUUGAAUACAUCUACAAUGACCAAAAGAAGGGCGGAUUGGGCUGGGAUUUGGAUGUCAUUAUUCCAUUUGCCGCUAUUCCAGAGAAUGGAAAUGGUAUUGACAACAUCGACUCGAAAUCGGAAUUUGCUCACAGAAUCAUGUUGACAAACCUUUUGAGAUUGUUGGGUGCUGUAAAAGCCAGAAAAACAACCGACACCAGACCAGCGCAAUGCAUUUUGCCAUUGUCACCAAAUCAUGGUACAUUUGGAUUCGAUGGGUUAUACUCUGAAUCAAAGAUUUCGUUGGAAACCUUGUUCAAUAGAUGGUACUCUGAAGAUUGGGGAACCAAAUUGACCAUUUGUGGUGCUAUAAUUGGUUGGACAAGAGGUACUGGAUUAAUGAGUGCAAACAACAUUAUUGCCGAAGGUAUCGAAAAGUUGGGGGUUAGAACUUUCUCUCAGAAAGAAAUGGCAUUCAACAUUCUAGGAUUGUUGACACCGGAAAUUGUUAACUUGUGUCAAGAAGAGCCAGUCAUGGCAGAUUUGAAUGGUGGUCUACAAUUCAUUGACAACCUCAAGGAAUUUACUUCCAAAUUAAGAAACGAUUUAACUGAAACUGCAGAUAUCAGAAGGGCUGUUUCUAUUGAGUCAGCUAUUGAACAAAAAGUUGUCAAUGGUGACAACGUAGACUCAAACUACAACAAGGUUACCGUUCGACCAAGAGCCAACAUGAAGUUUGAUUUCCCAACUUUGAAAUCUUAUGACGAAAUUAAGCAAAUUGCUCCUGAUUUGGAAGGUAUGUUGGACUUGGAGAAUGUAGUGGUUGUUACGGGUUUUGCUGAAGUUGGUCCAUGGGGUAACGCAAGAACUAGAUGGGAGAUGGAGUCCAAGGGUGAAUUCUCUCUCGAAGGUGCCAUUGAGAUGGCAUGGAUUAUGGGCAUGAUCAAAUACCAUAAUGGUAAUUUGAAAGGAAAACCAUACUCGGGAUGGAUUGACGCAAAAACGCAAACUCCAGUUGAUGACAAGGACAUCAAGGCUAAGUAUGAGGAGGAAAUUUUAGAACAUUCUGGAAUUAGAUUGAUUGAACCAGAGUUGUUCAAUGGUUAUGAUCCAAAGAAGAAGCAAAUGAUUCAGGAAGUAGUUAUUCAACACGAUUUGGAACCAUUUGAAUGUUCCAAGGAAACCGCUGAACAGUACAAGCAUGAACAUGGAGACAAGUGUGAAAUUUCAGAAAUUGAGGAAAGCGGUGAAUAUAGUGUUCGAAUCUUGAAAGGAGCCACUUUGUUCAUUCCAAAAGCUUUGAGAUUUGACAGAUUGGUUGCCGGUCAAAUUCCUACUGGAUGGGAUGCACGUACAUAUGGUAUUCCUGAAGAUACCAUUAAUCAAGUUGAUCCAAUCACCUUGUAUGUUUUGGUUGCUACGGUUGAGGCAUUAUUGUCUGCUGGUAUCACCGAUCCAUACGAGUUUUACAAAUACGUUCACGUUUCCGAAGUUGGUAACUGUUCAGGUUCUGGUAUGGGUGGUGUUAGUGCAUUGAGAGGUAUGUUUAAAGACAGAUAUGCUGACAAGCCAGUACAAAAUGAUAUUUUGCAAGAGUCAUUCAUCAACACCAUGUCUGCUUGGGUCAAUAUGUUGUUGUUGUCUGCUUCAGGUCCCAUCAAGACACCAGUGGGUGCUUGUGCUACCGCUGUUGAGUCAGUUGAUAUUGGUAUUGAAACUAUUUUGUCAGGUAAAGCCAAGGUCGUCAUGGUUGGUGGUUAUGAUGAUUUCCAAGAAGAAGGUUCUUACGAGUUUGCCAACAUGAAUGCCACUUCCAGCGCUAUUGACGAAUUCAAGCAUGGUAGAACUCCAAAAGAAAUGUCGAGACCAACCACCACCACAAGAAAUGGUUUUAUGGAAGCCCAAGGUUCAGGUAUUCAAGUUAUCAUGUCAGCAGAUUUGGCGCUCAAAAUGGGUGUUCCUAUUCACGCUGUUUUAGCCAUGUCGGCAACCGCAACAGACAAGAUUGGAAGAUCAGUUCCUGCUCCAGGUAAGGGAAUUUUGACUACAGCUAGAGAACACCACGGAAACUUAAAAUACCCAUCGCCUUUAUUGAACGUCAAGUACAGAAAGAGACAAUUGUCCAAGAGAUUGGACCAAAUCAAAUCUUGGGAAUCCUCAGAGCUCAAUUACUUACAAGAAGAGGCUCAUUUGGCAAAGGAAGAGUUUGGUGAAGAAUUUUCUGAAGCUGAAUUUUUAAGAGAAAGAACCGAGGAAAUUUACAGAGAGUCAAAGAGACAAGUUGCAGAUGCCAAGAAGCAGUGGGGUAACGCAUUUUACAAAUCUGAUCCUAGAAUCGCCCCAUUGAGAGGUGCCUUGGCUACAUUUAAUUUGACAAUUGAUGACAUUGGAGUUGCUUCAUUCCACGGUACUUCAACAGUGGCCAAUGACAAGAAUGAAUCUGCAACCAUUGACAGCAUGAUGAAGCAUUUGGGUAGAUCUGAAGGCAACCCAGUAUUUGGUGUGUUCCAAAAAUACUUGACUGGUCAUCCAAAAGGUGCGGCUGGUGCUUGGAUGUUAAAUGGUGCCAUUCAAAUUUUAGAGUCAGGUAUUGUUCCCGGUAAUAGAAAUGCCGACAAUGUUGACAAGGUCUUGGAGCAAUACGAGUACGUGUUGUACCCAUCCAGGUCUAUUCAAACUGAUGGUAUCAAGGCUGUAUCUGUCACAUCAUUCGGUUUUGGUCAAAAAGGUGCCCAAGCAGUCGUUGUUCAUCCUGAUUACUUGUAUGCCGUAUUGGACAGGUCAACUUAUGAAGACUACGCCAAGAGGGUUACAGCCAGAAACAAGAAGACUUACCGUUACAUGCACAAUGCAAUCACCAGAAAUACCAUGUUUGUUGCCAAGGAUAAAGCUCCUUACUCUGAUGAGUUGACCAUGGAUGUGUACUUGGAUCCAUUGGCUAGGGUUUCAAAGACAAAGAAUGAAUUUGUCUUCACGAAGAAAUCAGUUCAAUCUGACAAAUCGUAUGUUAGCAAUAUUGCAAACUCAACUGCAAAAGCAUUGUCAUCAUUGAACAAAUCAUCCAAGGGUGUUGGUGUUGAUGUUGAGUUGUUAUCAGAGUUGAACAUUGACAAUGAGACAUUUUUGGAGAGAAAUUUCACUCCUGAAGAAAUCAAGUAUUGCCAAAACUCAGCCAACCCCCAGGCUUCAUUCACUGGAACUUGGUCGGCAAAGGAGGCCACAUUCAAGGCUUUGGGGGUCAGUUCUCAAGGUGGUGGUGCAAGUUUGAAAGAGAUUGAAAUUGUCAGGGAUGGCAAUGGAGCACCACAAGUUGUUUUAAAUGACAAUGCAAAAGCAGCUGCUAAAGCAGCUGGUGUCAAAAAUGUGAAUGUGUCAAUCUCGCAUGAUGAUUUCCAAGCCACUGCCGUUGCUCUCAGUGAAUUUUGA